Molecule: messenger RNA, 1002 nt
Organism: Penicillium brasilianum
Lineage: Eukaryota; Fungi; Ascomycota; Eurotiomycetes; Eurotiales; Aspergillaceae
Source: the annotation of a GenBank genome assembly
AUGCCUGUGAGAAGUCGAAUCUUGCUGACUUCUAGCAGUGAAGUAAACGUGGCAGUCCCUUCCCUGGACCAACCGCCCUUGGCCCCCAUGUUGAACGCGCCGCUCCUAGGCAUCAGUGCCGAUGAUCACGCAAAGGCUUGGCGCGAGACGGCAUAUCAGACUACCGAAGAGGGCAACUGUACCUAUUGUGACCAAUACGGGCAUGGUCCAGCUCACUGCAGAUACAUCAAUCCUCCUCGUCGCAACGCAAACUGGAAGCCUGACCCCAAGCUCUGGGUUUACAAGGAAGGCGCGCAAAUUGACAGACAGGAAAAUCGGAAGAAGACCGGGCCUGCCAAUAGGAAAGUCAACUCUUUGAACCUUAUCCAGUCAAUCUGGGACCAGCGGUCCCAGCCCGGCGGCAAAUAUGUUCAGACUACGCCAGUUGUUCCCACUCAAAUGGGCCCAAUGGUUAAUACUCCGAUGGCACCAGCACUGACAACUCGAAUGACUCCGGGAGUUGCAAUCCAAAUUGCUCCUCCCAAAGAUUUCCCACCAUACGAAAACAACACUGAGUCGUUUGAUCUAGUUGCCUUGCCAAUUAACCAGGUCGCCACCUCGAACAUCCCUCAGCAUCGUUGGGCAGUCAUCCUAGGUUACUUUCAUCAUAUCGCCAACAGCAAAGACUGCUUUAUCGAUUAUCAUGAGUACACCCCAGGAGAGAUACCUUACCGAUUCCGUGACCAGACUGGUACCCUCCGAACUACGCUCGGCGUCGGGCGAGUCAGGAUCAAUCUGUCGGUUAUGAUGAGCUACUAUGGUGAGCUCAUCCUGAACGCCGUCUAUUGCCCCGGCCUGCCUUUCAACAUCAUGUCCUUGGAAAUGGCCAGUCGGACAAUGAAUCUGUUCUACUCCGUUCCGACUUACACUAUGCGCGACAUCUCAACAAACCAAGUGGUGGCAAGUACCUUUGAGCAGAACUUUAUGCUCUUCCUCCACACGACCCACGACUUGAUCUCGUGA